Molecule: messenger RNA, 1341 nt
Organism: Anthonomus grandis grandis
Lineage: Eukaryota; Metazoa; Arthropoda; Insecta; Coleoptera; Curculionidae
Gene: JMJD4
Product: 2-oxoglutarate and iron-dependent oxygenase JMJD4
Exons: 2
Coding region: 108-1253 (381 amino acids)
Biological process (GO): positive regulation of translational termination; negative regulation of gene expression; protein hydroxylation
Cellular component (GO): cytoplasm; nucleus
Molecular function (GO): sequence-specific DNA binding; histone H4R3 demethylase activity
Source: RefSeq, a predicted model, not a curated record
UCGUACAUAACAACAUAACCUUUUUUCCGUGACAUAACCUCUUUGUUUCACCACUAGCAGGGUCUAUUUAUUUAUACUUGAUACCGUCAUGAAACCCCCAAGAUGCCAUGGAAUUUGAAAUUGAGGCAGAUAUAGUAAAUUUACCAAAUUCAACUGAUUCAUUAGACACCACUGAGAUACCAGUCAUUAACGCAGAAUCUGAGACCUAUUCAGACUUCUUUAGAAAUUACCUCUUACAAAAUACUCCCUGCAUUAUUAAAAAUAUAAGCCUUAAUUGGAGCGCCACUAAAAACUGGUUAAAAAACGGAGAACCCAACAUAGAUUACUUGCAAGAAAAGUAUGGCAACACUAAAGUGAUGAUCUAUGACUGCUCAGACAGAUACUUCAAUUCACAAAAAUGCAAAGAAAGUAACUUACAUGAAUACCUUGACAUAUGGAGAUCUAGCAGUGAGACUCUAUACUAUCUCAAAGAUUGGCAUUUAAAAUUGCAGCAUAGACAGGACGAAUUUUAUCAAGUGCCAAUUUUUUUCUCCUCUGAUUGGUUAAAUGAGUAUUUUACCAAUUGUUUGGAUGAUGAUUAUAGGUUUGUUUAUAUGGGCCUCAAGGGAACAUGGACCCCUUUACAUGCAGAUGUAUUCAACUCCUAUAGCUGGUCAGUAAAUAUAUGCGGUCAAAAACGAUGGAUAUUUUUCCCACCAGGAGAAGAACAGUUCUUAAAAGACAAAUCCAACAAUCUACCCUAUGACAUUGAAGGGGUGUCCCACUCAAGAAAAUGCUUUGAGGUAAUUCAAAAUGCAGGAGAAGCUAUAUUUGUACCCUCAGGUUGGUACCAUCAAGUAUGGAACCUCAGAGAUACCAUAUCAAUUAAUCAUAACUGGGUGAAUGGGUGUAAUAUAGAGACAAUGUGGCAGGCACUAAAAAAUAAUUAUGCUAAUGUUAGAAGUGAAAUUGCCGAUUGUAAUGAUAUGGAAGGCUUUGAAGAGCAUUGUCAAAUCAUGUUAAAGGCCUUAUUUGGUAUAAAUUAUGAUCAGUUUUAUGAUUUUUUGAGGUAUAUUGCAACAAGCAGAUUGGAGAUGAUGCAUGAUAGAAGCAAAAGGAGGCUUUAUCAUGAUCAUAUAAUUGGUACUAACCAUGUAUUGUUUGAUUUGAGUAGGGUAUACAGUGUGCUUAAGGAGUUUCUAAACUGUGAUAUUAAUAAAAUAAAAUUCAAAGAUGGACAAUGUUUAUUGGAUCAUAUCUUAAAAAUGUUAUAAAAAUAGAAAUAUAAAGUUUUUAUUUACAUGAUGGCUGUUAACCAGGAACUAUACACCAGUAUUUAGAAGAAUAAAAUCUUAAAGUUUA